AUAGUGGUUUAUCACCAUAUAUGCGUCCUUCUCGAGAAACCAACAAAGUCAAAAGCAGUAGAAUUCUUUACUAUAUCAAAAUAUUCCUCCCUAUUACCAUCUUAUCCGCAUUCACCAUUUUGGGAUGUUUUCUAUUUUCACGGUUUAAGCUCAAGAAUAAUCGUGUCGGUAUACAAACAACGAAGAAUGGGGAUUUGUGUUCCAUAUGGAACUAUGAUGGAAAGAUAGCAUACGAGGAUAUUGUCGCAGCAACAAAGGAUUUCGACUUUCGAUAUUGUAUUGGAGUUGGUGGCUAUGGAAGUGUUUACAGAGCAAAACUCCCUUGUGGUAAAGUAGUUGCUUUGAAAAAACUUCAUCAUUUAGAAGCCGAGAAUCCAACUUUUGACAAGAGUUUCAAGAAUGAGAUCAAGUUUCUAACGGAAAUACGACAUCGAAACAUAGUGAAGCUUCAUGGGUUUUGUCUACACCGACGAUCUAUGUUUUUGAUCUACGAAUACAUGGAAAAAGGGAGUUUGUUCUGCAACUUAAGAGAUGAAGUGGAAGCUGUGGAAAUGGAUUGGACAAAAAGAGUGAAGAUCAUCAAAGGCAUAGCACAUGCUUUGUCUUACUUGCAUUAUGAUUGCAACCCUCCAAUAGUUCAUCGAGACAUAUCAAGUAACAAUGUCCUUUUAAACUCGAGCUUUGAGGCCUUUGUAGCCGACUUUGGAACAGCUAAAAUGCUAGAUCUUGACUCAUCCAAUCAGACCAUUAUUGUGGGCACAUGUGGAUAUGUAGCUCCAGAACUUGCCUAUUCAAUGGUUGUUACCGAAAAAUGUGAUGUUUAUAGUUUUGGAAUAGUGACAUUGGAAACAUUAAUGGGAAAACAUCCUGAAGAAGUGUUACCAUGGUUGUCAUCACCAACUUAUUUGGUAAAUAUUAAGCUGAUUGAUGUGUUAGACAACCGUUUACCACUUCCGAUAUGCCAACUAGUUGCACAAAAUCUUGUUCACAUUGCUACACUAGCAUUCGCUUGCUUAAAUCCACAACCGAAGUCUCGACCAACAAUGAAAGAAGUGUGUGAAGAGUUUCUUUGUGACCAAAAAUCCUUGGGAAUUCCUCUUCGGAUGAUCUCUUUGUUACAACUUGUGAACCGUGAAAUCCAUAUUGGAGGCAAAACUGAACAUUAUGAUGUUCAAAGUCCAUGCGCUUGUUAGAUACUGUUUAUCGUGCUGUCAUGAUUUGUUUCUAAACUAGCUUUUGUGUUAUAUAUGAUGUAAUGAAUUGUAAUGUUGAAUACACUUGUUUAUUUGGUGGCUAUGGAAGAAAUAAAUUCUGCAAUUUGAUUCAAA
Messenger RNA from Gossypium arboreum, 1328 nucleotides. RefSeq names its product MDIS1-interacting receptor like kinase 2-like. Lineage: Eukaryota; Viridiplantae; Streptophyta; Magnoliopsida; Malvales; Malvaceae. Gene Ontology annotation, molecular function: protein kinase activity; ATP binding. The transcript is spliced from 2 exons. The record is from RefSeq and is a predicted model, not a curated record. Gene Ontology annotation, biological process: protein phosphorylation. Bases 21 to 1193 code for a protein of 390 amino acids.